ACAGUUUUUUGUUCUGACUUAGAUAUUUACCUAUUGAAACAGUUUACUUUCCUUACAAGUGGAUCUAGAUCUAGAACAAGUCUAGAAAGCAAAAAAACUUUUGCUCUGUUUUAGAGAAAAUAUAUUACAUAAUCAUAAUUCUGGGAGACGAUGUUUUUAUAUAUUGCAGAAAACAAUAUUUGUUACUAUUCAAAUGGAUAUUGUACAGUUGUGUAUGAUUUUGCUUCCAAGAUUUCAGUAUGAUAAAUUGUUGAAUAUAUAGAACAUGAGUAAGUUUUAUAUACCUCCUUGUACCAAUGACGUCUGUGAAGAAAGAUUGAAUAGUCUCUCUAAACAACUGAGUAAAGAAGGUUAUUCCAUCAUAGAAGCUGUUUACUCCGGCUCCAGAGCGAAGUUAUUCAAAGAAGGUGUCGAGGAAGCUUCAUUCACUAUUUUACACAAAUGUCCAACAUUAUGGAAUUUCAUCAAAACUGCAGGUCUGGAUGUGUUUUUGAAAGAGAAAAAAGAUCUUUACGACAAGCUAAUGUGCGUUCAAUUUGACGGUAUAUCACUAGGAAAGCUUUCUGACAACCCUUCUUCUCUAGCAAGAUGUGAAACAUUUUUUGAAGACCUCAAUCUUCAGGACAUCUCCAACGAUGCAAAACUGCAACGCUUGGUACAGAACAUCCAAGCAUAUAAAAGAAAGUCGUCAAAAAAUGUCCCUACAUUGCCAGAACCUUCGCUGUAUACAUUGCCUGGCUUUAAUUAUGCCAAGGUGCAAUUCUUGUAUGAAAAUGUGACAAGCCAAGAAAAUGAUUUUAGGAAGAAACUGAUGGAGCUUAGAGAUGAACACGCUAAUAGAUUGAUAGAAGAAGAUGGAGAACUUGUUUGGUAUCCCUCACAAAAUGCCACAGUAAAGGUUUUUGCCAAAAUUAUGAAUGGUAAACAAGAAUCCACAAAGCUGCUAAAUGUUAGCAAGCUGACAACAUUUGAAGAAGUAAAAGAUCAUAUCAACCAAGUCUUAGGAAACAGUCAGACAGCAACUUCCAAUCUACAGUUCCUUUUAAACAAGACAUUACCAGAAUUCUAUAAUCGUGACAUGUUAUACGGGCUGGUUGUCAUGGCAGUUUGCGACGAACCAAAUCUACAAAAGGAAUCACUGACCAGGGUCGAGUUAUUGGUUUUGAAAGGAAAGCUUCGUGCAUUGGACACUAGUUUUGAAAUGCUGGUUGUUCUAAAACAUAUUUUAAUUGACUCCAUAGAACAAAUGAGGAGAAAUAAAACUCAAGAUGAUGUCUUGCAUGAGCUUAUCAAGAGAAAGUGCUUGCUACUCUACAACAUCCAGAUAGAAUUGAUAUUCAAAAUGCAAAAACCUGAGAACCGAGACAUGCGAAAUCUCAAAACUAGGGUUACUAGGUCAGAGGAAAGCAGACCAGCCGUCGACACAUACAUCUCCAGUACCCAAUCAUUUCUUGGUCUUACGACAGAGGAGGUGACACAGUUCUCAAAAGAAUUUGUAUCUGUCAGUUUGAAAACAGAGAACGAUGGAAAUACUUUAAUAGGUCUAAAAGAUUACAAACAGUUUUAUAUCCUUAUGAAGCAAAUGAAAAUGCUGUUCAAGUUCAACAGUAAAGUAAACGAGGACCUACUUAGCCUGGAAUAUUUAAAAGCUUACUUAAGAGCCAAGCCCAAACCGAAAAGGCGCCAGCACCCCCAGCUUUGUUUAGACCUUAUUUGGCAAGGAAUUCAACACUAUCUCAGAUUUCUCUCAGAGGAAAGCUUAAACCCAGACACAACAGCACAGUUUCUCAGCGCCUUAGAAAUCGUGAAAAUGUUGAAAAUCCCCAACAAUAUAAAGCAGAUGGCAUCAUCAUUAAGACACUUGAUGUUCUGUCCUGAUGACGACCUACGACGACAGAUCAUUCAUUUUGUUCAGGCAGACGAAGAUUUGAAUGAGCCCUGGCAAAGGCAUGUAAUACACUUUAUUGAGGAAAUGUUUCCGACUUUGAAGAUAAAUCCAGAAGAUAAGGUAUCAAGCUGGCAAACAUUGUCUUGCACUUUCAUGGACAGUCAAGUAAAUCUAACUGUGCAUAAUGAUAUGGAGAUCAGCCCUACAGCUUCCAGAAUGACAAGUUUAGGGAAAUCACAAGGCCAGAUAAAGAUAAAAGAUGUUGAAAUGUUACGAAGCUUGCAACAUGAGAACAUCUUAGACUUGUAUGCAUUCAACCUAGGCAGUGUGCCAGAAUUCUUCAUUACAGAACAACUUUGUGAGAAACACGACAAAAAUUUACAGCACUUUCUGGUAAACAAAAGUUUGACUAAAAAAUUGUGCUUAAAUUCCACGCUGUUAAAAUAUUUAUUUCAAGCAGCUGCAGCAAUUGAGUACUGUCACAUGAAAGACAUUAUUCUGAGAGACAUUACAGCCAAAAGUUUCAUAGUGGCAGCUAAUAACUCUGUAAAACUAUUCAAAUUCAAAUUGGCCAGAAAACUUGGAGCACAAUCUGAAAUAGUCGACAAAGACAGUUCCUUAAAGAUACCAACAAGAUGGAGUGCCCCGGAGUCUUUGUGGAGAUUUAAGUGGUCCAAGUUUUCCGAUGUUUGGAUGUACGGUCAUCUUUGCUAUGAAGUCCUCACUCACGGGGCCUUACCUUACAGUCACCUGUGUAUUACAGACGAAGAGUUUAUGUGGAAAAUACGAUGUGGUACAUGCAACAUAAACCAAGAAGACUGCAUUUCUGAUGAAGAAUAUCAGGUUAUUCAAAAGUGUGCUCAGUACUGCGAUAAAAAUAGGCCCAACAUGUCAAAAAUGAAACAUUUCCUGAUGCUAUUGGAAAGGAACACACAGAGUAUGCGAGGAAGUUACCCAUCACUCAAAGCCGCCAACUACAAGCCUUCCAAGCAUUUCUCAAAAGGUUUUCCUCAGGUUCAAGAUUACGACACAGUUAAUUCAAAACAUCAGAAAUUCAGAAUGUUAUCCUCUGGCCUCAAACAAUAUUGGAAAGUUGGUGAAAAGGAAAACAAACAUUCCUUUCAAGAAAAAGUUAAAAGACAAUUUUCUCCGCAUCUGCUACAGCAAAUCAUGGACGGAGCCCUAGAUGGAAUUCUUCCUGGUAUAUAUAUCAAGAAGAAAACUGAUGGUCAAUAUAUAAUUAAAGUCAAAACUUUUCAACAACUUGAAGGAAAUGUUCUAGAAAUGGUCCUGAACAAAACAUUGGCCCGAUCUGCAGAUGAUUUCAAAAUACUUCUGUUGAAGAUUUCUCAGCUGCUGGAUAAUUUCCAUAAAUUGAAUUUUGUUAUUGGCAACUUAAGAGCUUCGCAACUGUUUGUAUUGAAAUUGACAGGAUCAGAUUAUAAGAUCUAUCCUGUAUCUUUGGCAUAUUUACAAAAUAGCCAAGAUUCACGUAAUCAAAUAUUUAAACAAGAAAUGCGUGACCAAAUUGCAGAAGCCAGGAGUGCACCAGAAGUGAGUCAAAGCAAUAGCUACUCCACAGCUAGUGAUGUCUACUGCUUUGGACUAGUGAUAAGGGAUCUUUUUAUGGCUAGAAUCAAUUCAGGACAAAUGAAACCUGUGACAACUGAAGUUGACUUGGUUAAUUUUGAUCAGCUGGAAAGCAAUAUAAACUUGACUACGUUCGAGAAACCGGCUGGUAUGGAACCAAAGCUUUAUAAAAUAAUCGAAAUGUGCACUAAUAGAGAUAUACAGCGUAGACCAUCUAUCGAAGAUAUUAUCAGACUACUUGAGCCUCAUAAUGAUGUUCUGUCUACAAAAGUAAAGGCAUACAAAAAAAUGUCCAUGAGGUCUACAAGAAGUGGCAGUACUACGACAGUUAGAUCAAGACAGACCGAAAGUCAGCUCCAUGUGAACAAUGCCUCAGAAACUAGUGAGACUUCUUCUUAUUCGACCAUUUCUCAUAUAAGUACAAAAUGCUUUGAAGUAGAUAUGAUGGAGGUAAAUUAUCAGUACAGUAGGAUAGGAGACAUCAUAGAAGAAAAUAAGAGUGACUAUGCUGAGUUGAUAGAACACUCUAUAGAUACCGAAACAGAAGAACACAAAAAUAUCGAUGUUAAAGUUCGAACAAGUGAAGAAGGCUCUUUUCAUACUGAUCCUGAAGAGACUUUAUUGAAAUUGCCUUAUGAACAACAAAUAAGGGAAAUAAAAAGUACUGUGAAAUUGGAAACAAGUGUUGUGGAACAAUGUGUUCCAAAAUCAAACACAAAUACUUCUCGGGAUCUUCUGUUACAAGAGUUACAACAAAAUUUUGCGUUGAAGCAGCAAAACAGUAAAAAGACAGAUGUUGAUUCUGAAGCCAGUGAAUACGACGACGCAUUUAGCAUGACGGAUGCUGAACGUUUCCCUACAAAAGGCAUUGUUAGCGACACUGACGACAAGAAUGCGCUACACCAACAUACAACUGAAACAAGAACUUUACUUCAUGAAUCCGUACCAGUAACAGAGUCAAUUUCUCGUUCGUUUAAUUCAGAAAAAGUCCCCAUAUGACACUGCGAAUCCUGAACCAUCAACAAAGUCCAAAGUCGAUUUUUCUCGUGCUGAUAGACCACAAAAUAACACCUUAAGAUCAGAAAAAUCAAAAUCUGAAUUCGUUUCCUCUAGUUUAGAUAAGCCACAAGAGGAUGUAAAUUGCAGUGAGGAACAUAUCAUACAGUUAUGGCUGACAAAAAAAAAUGAAAUGCAAGGCAAAUCUCGCUCCUGUUUUGGUUUCUGGUAAAUCGCAUCUGUUAACAAAAAGACAUGUAUUAUCGGAAUAACAAAAGUAUUUGUUGUGUAACGUUUUAUUUGGCACAAUUCUAUUUAGUCAACAAGCAAAUUUUAAAAAAAAUUAAACAACAAAGAUUAUAUUAAGUGUAUCAAUUAGUUAGGGUUAGGGUAAUUAAAUUUAAAUAGAUCUACACUAACAAUAAAAAAUCUGUGCUAUUAGAAAUAUUUUUGUACUAAUUGUUUUUGUUUAACGCUAUUUCAUGCUUUUAGCUUUCUCAAUACGCUAUGAUCCUAUCACGUGACUCGACCAGUUGGAAAGCGGAAGAAAGAACGGGGUAUCUGGGUGAUCGCUUUUUAAAUGUAUUUUUUUAAAAAAAGGGCACAACCUAAAUUCGAACUUGUGGGCUAAAUCCUACUCAGGCUUCUCAAACCAUCGCCGUAAACACUUUUCUAGAAGUAGAUCUAGAUCUAGUCUAGAUCUUAGACUUAAAAGAGUUCUUAAUCACAAGUCUAAAUCUAGUUUUAGUUGUCCAUAUAAUAAAAAGUACCAAUAAAGUAAUACUCAAUUCUAUAUUGCCGGUUGUCCUAGUAAGAUGCAUCGUUCGUACAAGGAGCUGACGGUGUCAAAAAUCAAGAUUUCGAUACCGAUUGCAGCUAAAAAAAUUGUUAUGUUUUUUUUUUCAUUUUAAGUUGUAUAAUGGAGGUAUUGUCUUUUAAAAAUGUAUUUGUAAUGUUUUUCUUGUUUGAAUAAUAAACAAUAUGAGGCAUAGUUUGUACACUAUAUGAUUCUCUUUCUCUUUAUAAAUACUCCCAUGUCUUUGUUAAAGGUGAUAGUUAUAUAAUUCACAACUCAUGUCAUCAGGCUAAAUAUGUCAUAUUUUCCAAAUGAAUAUGUACAUAAUAGUAUGUUAUUUGUACAUUAUUAGUUGAUACCUUUGCUGCUUUUGAAAUACAUGGUAUAUAUGUUUGUAUAUCGCCCUGAAGACUUUUAAAUACUUCAAUAAAAUCUAUCCUCCCGACUCCCGAUAACCGAAUAUAAUAAACGGUCCAAUACACUACCUUAUAAUAGACUUUUAUAUUCACUGUGAAAAUUAUUAUUGCUUUAAUUUUUUUUUUAUCGAAAACGAGAAUGUAGAUCUAGAUUUUCUACACAUUAUUGUAGUCUUAACAUUUCAAAGUGUAGUAAUUUUCUCCACACACACACACAUUCGCACACGCUUUCAUACAGUCAAAUGUAAAGUUGUUUAGCAUUUGAGUAAGUUUCCUUGGUGGAAGACAAUGUAUGUAUUUGUAGAGUUGUUUUGAACAAAAUGUUUAAACAAAGACUGUAUAUUUUUGUCGUUGAUAGAUAGGCAUUGUAGUUUCCGCGUUUUCAUCUAGAUUUGAAAAGUUAUUAACAAUUUUUGGAUUUAUACAACGGCGUAUCUAGGAUGGGAGUGUGGGGGGUCCAAAUUUGAAAAUCCCCCCGGGCCCCCACUUGAGGUGGCCCACAAAUGAGUGUCGGAAAUGUUGUUUUUUUACACCAAAUAUUAAAUAUUACGCUAAUAUCUCACGUCCAUGGUGUCUAUAUCAAAUGAAGGGGUCCUUAAAGAGUUCAAGCCCCCGGGCCCCCCAAAUCCCUAGCUACGUUACUGGAUUUAUAAUUUGAACACUUUGGUAUGUAUUUUCUUCUCUUGUUGAUUUACAAAGCUGAAUAUAUAAUUACAGUUCACGCAUAUUUACAGUUCACGCAUAUUUACAGUUCACGCAUAUUUACAGUUCACGCAUAUUUAGAUAGGUCAGUGUUUAUUUCAUCGCAAUUUUAUCUUCCUUUAGCAACGUCUCCGACUCUAAGGCAUGGGCGGAUCCAGAACUUUAGAGAGGGGGGGAGCGAUCGCCCCAACCGCCCCUCCCUGGGUCCGCCAGUGCGUAAGAAAACCAUAAAGUUAAAAGUAAAAGUGUGUGUUAUCUCACAUCGUUAGUGACCAGAUUUUUUCUCAAAAAUCGAACAAUGUCCUGAAGUUUUCUAGACAACCAAACACUUGGCAGAGUUGAAUUAGCAGGCUUUGAGUUUCUAAUUAACAAAUACUCACGGAGAACGUAAAUAUCUAAUGAUUUAAAGGAACGUUUUUAAUUAGUAAGAUAAGUGAAUGACGCUUCUUAAAGAAGGUUUUAAUUAUUAAAGAAAGUAAACUAUCUACCGUAAAAUUGUCAUAAUUUUUAAGUUCAUAGGAAAUUAAUUUAAGCUCAAAUCCCUAAAGACUUUGACUCACAUAUUUUGAGACAAAAAUAAAGUUGUCAGAAAGCAUUUUUGUACAUUAUUUUAAAUAUAAAACAUUGGAGACUGCUUUGAUGAUGUGAAUUAUGGCACCGAUAAAAAUGGCGUGUCUGAACAUUCACACAUAUUUUGAGACCUUAAAAAAAAAUAGAAAAGUAUUUUUUUCCUCUUUUUUUUUAACCUCCUGGUUUAGUAAUCAGAACAAGAAGCGCUAAUCUAUGUUUCACUUUAAGCGCAUGGUUUAGCUAAAUCCGAAUUUUAAGAUCGAUACUUAAAAUUGAUGCAAAGUGCUCUACCUUGAAUGUAUUUCAUUUUAUUUUGUGAAUUAGUUCUUCAUUGUUAAAUAAAGGCUUGCGUUUGUAUUAAAGUUUUUAAGCAUUUAA
Biomphalaria glabrata is the source of this 7336-nucleotide messenger RNA. RefSeq lists its product as uncharacterized. Gene Ontology annotation, molecular function: protein tyrosine kinase activity; ATP binding. Bases 266 to 4477 code for a protein of 1403 amino acids. Gene Ontology annotation, biological process: protein phosphorylation. NCBI's taxonomy places the organism in Eukaryota, Metazoa, Mollusca, Gastropoda, Planorbidae. The record is from RefSeq and is a predicted model, not a curated record. The transcript has 25 exons.